GAGGUCCCCUACUCCACGUGUUUCGAGGGCCAGGAGAAGAGGAAAUCAACCUUCUCGCACAUUUGUUUGGCUGGAGGACGAAGACAGAGAUCGGCCACCGUCGGUUCCGGCAGGCACCGCUAAGGUUAAGUUUCCAUCAGAUGCCUCUUGGUCCACAGUACUGGACCUAAUUCGUCGCGAGUUGCCAUGCGUUAGGGACACACAGAGCAUCACAUUCUACAAAGCUGCAAUGACAGGGAAUCAUCGCCUGAUGCCAAUUGGUUGCAAUCUUGGUGGUCAAGAGAUUUGCGACCAAUACAGAACCUCGAAAACUAAGGUUUAUUUAGGACGAACGAAUGAUGCACCGCAGACCACUUUAUCCACCCUGACAACAACCACCACUACAACCACGUCAUCUUCAAUUGCGACCCCUUCAACAAGUGGCACCUACACGACGGCGACAACCACUACCACCGUGUCAUCUUCGAUUGCGACCCCUUCAACCACGAUUGUGACAUCGCCCUCACCAAGUUUUGACGAGUUAUUUAUAAGUCGCCAAUCAUUGCCUAUUGUCCCCCAAGUUAUAGAAGAUGACACAGAUGAGGCAAUGCAUGACUCUGAUGAAGAUGACCAAGUCUGCGAGGCUGGUCCUAUUUUCCAUGGAAGUGGGAUACAAGUUGGUGUUAUUAAGGAGGAUGCCAGUGACAGGGGUAUAUUCCACCCACCAGGCUUGCUUCACUCCUCCCUGGUAGAGUGUAUCAGAAUGGCGCAGCAUGAAAGCGGGACUGCUGAACCUACUUUCCUGCCAUUUACAUUUAAAGCAGUAUUGGGACAAGCACAUGACUCAUGCCGCGGACUUGUUAUUGUUUUAAUAUGCAGCAGGCUUUUUUUAAAGCCAUGCGAGAAAGAGCUUUUAAGUCACCUUGCUGAUAUAUCCCAAUCCUCCAACUCUGCCACACCCAUAUUUUGGUUAGGGGCGAUGAAUACAGAAUAUGGCAAAGAUGCUUCAGAUUCUUUGGGAGGUGAGCAUAUCAGGACACCACAAGUGAUUGUCUGCUCACCAUCUCUUGGACAAGCAGUCCCAACAAUUAUUGAGCGGUUUGUUGGCGCAGCCGAGUUACGAAAGGAAGCUUUUGAAAGGGCAUUACAGUGUAUGGGGCGGACACUUGAAGUUUUCAAGACGGAGCGGCUCAGAAUGAAGGAAAGAGAACUGCUUCUUCGACAGCAGAAGGAUGCACUUGAAGCUUCCCUUUGCAAUGACAGGAAAAAGGAUCAGCACAGCCAGACGACCAUCGUUUCUAAGAUGUUUGAUACAACUGGCAAGCUCCAAGAGAAGGAGGAUGAUGUGAUGGGGGGACCGGUGGAGCCUCAAAAUCUUAACGUACCAGCAGAGGUGUCUCCUGCACAUAGUGAGGUGCCACAAGAGGUAUUGGACACACAAAAUGAGGAAAAAAUUAGGAGGCAACGCAAAGAAAGGGUCUGUGCCCCACCCGAGGGUGCAGACAUUGUUAAAAUAGCCGUCAGAGGCCCUGAUGGCAAACUAAUAAGGAACUCCUUUUCCAAGCAUUCCUGUUUUCAGAUGGUCUAUGACUGGGCAGGAUCCAUGGCCAUUAUGCCUCUACAUUUCUCCCUGCAUAGGGCUGGAGGAGAAAUUGUGAGGCAUGAUGACCAAUUAAAGGGACAUGAGACCCUUAACUUUGCUGAAAGGGAUCACCAACAAAGUGCACAACUUUUAGGAGAUGAGGUUUCUUUCUGUGGAAACUUUCCAAUGGAAUCUCCUGCGGAAGAUACACUAAGAGAGGAGACAGUUGAAACAGCAGGCUGCAGUCAGGUACCAGCAGAGGUGUCUCUGGCAAAUGAGGUGGCAUCAGAGGUAUCAGACACCCAACCUAAGCAAAAACAAGGCGAGCAAGCAAAGAGAAAGAGAAAGAGGGGCAAGGAGAGCAAAAAAAGGAAGAACCACACAAAAAAAUGUUUAGAAAAGAAUAGUACUUGUAAUAAAAGCAUUAUUAAAAGCAUUAAGCUUAAUUCUGUUCCUCAUUAAGUAAGUGUGUGGGGUGUUUCAGUUUUACUCCAAUUUUAAUCUAGUAAAUAAUAUUUAAGUUACCUCUUAUAUCAGUCAACUCCUUCCCUGUUUAGUCGCACGUGCUCUCACUUGGUAAACUAAUCUCAGAGAAGGACCCACAAAUUUCCUUAAAGUCCCAAAAACCACACACGUUCUUGCAAGCUUACCACCAUUUUAGAGACUGGGAACGAUCUCUUUUUCACACGGGUAACCCGGAUGAAAAAAUGCUGCAUCGUGAGCAGUUCGUAGUUCAUGUUCAUCGCAAAAAUUGUCAUUUUUGACAAAAUUGGUAACUUCCAUAUAAGGAAAUUAACAAAUUCCUUAUUUGGAAAAACUGCAUGAUUCUUGUCAUUUUUUAGGCUGCCGUACCGCAGGUGCUUCGUAAACUUUAUGAAUUGUAAUCAGAAGAGAAAAACAGUGCCUGUCACCAUCUUUGGUAAAUGGAGAAAGUAUCUGAAAAAAAAACUAAGAUUCCUCGGUACCAGUUCCUCAAAACGAAAACGUUUUCUUCAUAAAAAGGAAUGGACAUAUUCUGGAAAAAGUGACGGGCCAUUCUCGCGUACAUAAACAUCAGUAUCAAUUG
Molecule: messenger RNA, 2627 nt
Organism: Nematostella vectensis (starlet sea anemone)
Lineage: Eukaryota; Metazoa; Cnidaria; Anthozoa; Actiniaria; Edwardsiidae
Exons: 23
Coding region: 230-2023 (597 amino acids)
Cellular component (GO): endoplasmic reticulum
Molecular function (GO): ubiquitin binding
Source: RefSeq, a predicted model, not a curated record